AGGAUCAGUCAGUCAUAGCCCGCGCAAUGAUUCGGUAGCUGCAAAGCAAUGUGCUAAGCUUAGAGUUGAAAAAAAUUAAGAAUAUAAGAACAUUGUUAUAAGUACACAUUUUGGUUUCAAAUACUUUCAUCGCGAGAAACAUUUACAUAUAAUCUUUGCAAGAGAGACGAAUAUUACUGUUUAUUACACAUGCCACGUUUUUUUUAUUCAAAAGUAGUACAUUUCAUGUACUUAGAUACUUGCGUAUUAAGUGCGUCAUUACCUUGAGACAAUUGAACACCACUUUUCACAUACACUUGUACCGACAGUUCAUUAGUGAAUCUUCUUUGAAAUCGCGAAAACAAAGUCGAAAAGAAUCAGUGAGGAUUCAAUUAGGUUGUGUUACAAUUUUCUCAUAAAAUGGAGACGUACCGUCUUUUUAUAAGACUUUUUCUAAUAGCUGUAACGCACGCGUAUGUUAUAUUCGGCUCUGUGAUACAUUUCCCCGAUACGGUAAUGACACCGUAUGAGUUAUGCGCAACUGAUCAAUGUAUAAACACAGGUUCAGAAAUUAUAUUCAAUUUAAAUCACUUGAUUGAUCCUUGCGACAAUUUUUAUAAAUUUGCUUGUGGCGGAUGGUUGCAAAAAAUUCACGAAAUGAAUUUGUCGAAUUCAUACAUUUUAAGAAUCUACGAGAACACUGAACGCGAAGCAAGGAAACAAUUUCGAGAAAUCAUAGAACAACCCGAUAAAGAAAGUGAUGCUAAGUCUUUGAGAAAAGCGAAACAAAUAUAUACGCAGUGCAUGAAAAAUGAUGUCAUUGACGCCACGAAUAGAACGCUUAACUAUAGCGCUAUUUUAUUUAAGUAUGUUGAGUGGCCACUACUUAUGACUUCUCGCAGUAGGAAACAUUUUUCGUGGCACCAUACCGCUAAUGAUUUAUAUAAAAUAGGGUUUAACAACGGUCUUUUUAAUAUAGAAGUAAUACCGGAUAUCCGAAACUUCAAUAGUAACAUUAUCUUUAUAAGUGAACCUACGUUUUUUUACUCGCGAGAUGUCACGGUUCUGCUUAACGAAACUGAAAAACAAAAGAGAGAAACGUACAAAGCUCUUAUCUUAAACAUUGGAUUUUAUCUUUUUGAAGCAACGCACGGGGAAUCGACUGUCGAUAUGAACAUCCUUAAUCAACAUGUAGAAGAACUCAUAAACUUUGAGAUAGAACUGGCUAGCCUGACAGUGAUAAACGAAGUGAAGGACAAUUAUAAGUAUCUUUUUCGGCUAACAAUCGAACAAUUGCAAAAGGAAUAUGAUAAGCAACAUCCCGGUAAAAAGGGGAAGAUUAAUUGGCUUAAAACCAUUCAAAGCGUCUGUGCAUCAGACAAAAUUUCGAUAGGACCGUCUGAAAAGCUCUACGUUUCAGCAUACAGUUAUCUUACUAAAUUGGUACCGUUACUAGAACGAACACCAUCUCGUAUUAUUGUUAAUUACAUGGUAUGGACCUUAAUUCGCUCGUUUUAUUUUCACUUUGUAAAAGUUUUACUGAACAAUGACAUCAAUAUGGACAAAUGGUCGUUCACAUGCGUAACAGAUUUAAAUUUGAAAGCUGCUAUUUUGCAUGAAUAUGUAAAAAGAUACGUAUCGCGCGAUAGUAUAGACAACAUAAAAAAAUUAAUCACAGACGUACAAAAUACAUUUAUGGAACAGAUAGAAAAUUCCACUUGGAUGGACGAGCCUACAAAAAAAGCGUCUCUUGAUAAAUUUGCGUUUAUGAGACACCUAUUUCUUAUGCCUGAUUUUUUGAACAGCAGCGAAGCUAUUGACAGAUAUUACGAAGACGUGAAUAUCAACACAAACUAUCUCGAAACUGUCAUGAAUAUAACUCUAUUUCGAAGAAAGAAAAUGAUGAGUAUGUCAACGAUAUCUGACAACAUUUUUGAAGCGGAUAUUGACCUGGUUAAUAUGGAAAUUUACUACUCUCCUGUCUUCAAAAUUGUCGUUCCAGCCCCGACGUUGUUACAAGAUCCUGCAUAUGACAAAAAUCGUUUUGCAUAUAUGAACUACGGAUCUCAGGAAUUUAUUAUUAGACAUCACAUGUAUGAGGCUUUCUAUGAUAUUCUUGAGUAUAACGGGAUGUUGUCACGACAAUUUGUCAAUGAUCCGGAACUAACGCAAUGUUUCAUUGAUAAAUACAACAACUAUCAAUUGCCGGGAUUAGAACAUAUCGUCGCUCACGCAAAAGGAAUCAAGACACUUCUUAAAAACAACAUCAUUGACUCUGCGGUAAUUGCAGAUGCAUAUUACGCGUACAAGAACAGAAAAGCGAAGCUGCCGCUCGAUUACGAGUGGCGGUUUUAUGGACUGGAGGAAUAUAACGAUGAUCAGAUGUUUUUUAUAACUUAUGCUCAAGCGAUGUGCGAAAAUAUUCCGCCGGCACAAUUAGAGUGGCGUAUAAAGAACUUUUAUAUUUCAAAUGAAAUUAGAGUUCGCGAUACUCUUAUUAAUUUCCCUGAAUUCUCCGCGGCUUACAACUGCCCUGUAGGAAAGCCAAUGAAUCCGGAAAAAAAAUGCAAUUUUCGAUAGUAAACCGACGAAGUAUUGUGUUAUGUAGCUACUACGAGAUAGUAGGGAUGUCUUUUUUUGAACAACAUAUUUUACUUAAAUUGAAUUUAAAAGUUAGAUAGCUAUGUUAUGUGUAUACAGUUUUAUGUUUUAAUGUAAUAUAUUAUAGCUUCGCUUUUUUAAUAAAAAACGCAAUGACAA
Messenger RNA from Pseudomyrmex gracilis, 2739 nucleotides. RefSeq names its product membrane metallo-endopeptidase-like 1. Gene Ontology annotation, cellular component: plasma membrane. Gene Ontology annotation, molecular function: metalloendopeptidase activity. Gene Ontology annotation, biological process: protein processing. Lineage: Eukaryota; Metazoa; Arthropoda; Insecta; Hymenoptera; Formicidae. Bases 400 to 2559 code for a protein of 719 amino acids. The transcript has 18 exons. The record is from RefSeq and is a predicted model, not a curated record.